This is a messenger RNA of Tetrahymena thermophila SB210, 552 nucleotides long. RefSeq lists its product as hypothetical. Lineage: Eukaryota; Ciliophora; Oligohymenophorea; Hymenostomatida; Tetrahymenidae. The transcript has a single exon. The record is from RefSeq and is a predicted model, not a curated record.
AUGAUUAGGUCCUUGAUAGAGAAUAAAGAAGUGGUUUAGGCGCCUAAUCUCUUUUAAUCCACGUCCAAUACUACCAAGUUUUUUAAAGUGAAAAGUGCUCUUAUAGAAGAAAAAGUCAUUAGAAAGAUCCAAUUCCUAGGAAGAUUAUUUUGUCCAUUUUAAAAACGCUUAAAAAUUAAACUAAAUCAUUAAGCAGAGGAUGGGAAAAAAACAAACCUCUUAUUGUUUGAAGUACUUCUUAGUAAAUGCUAUACUUAAAGGAUUAUGAAGCCCGUUCAUAGUCUUGGCGGUAUAGUAUAAGAAAAGAAACUACGAAUGACUGUAAGAGAUAAAGAAAAAUUAUUACUUACCGCAUUAAAAUUUAGUGCUGGUACUAUGUCACUAUAAUCCUACUGCGAUUCUCUCUCCAAAUAAAUAAUUUUAAUUUUAAAUAUAUAAAAAGUAUUUUUUAAACUUUAGAUAAGCCCUCCGAUGAUUUUAACAAAAGCCCUCCAUUAAUUUUUAGUUAAUUUUAAAAGCCCUCCAAAUUUUAAUUUAAAUAAAUAAUUUUGA